AGUAUAUCAAAAAAGUCAAUUAAGCCCUCCAACUAAAUAAACAUUCAAUUAAGUCCAUCAAUAAGGUAGAUUCUACGGUACCCCAAAUGUACCGUACCUUUGUCCAAAUGGACCAAUAAGAAUGAUGCAGUUGAAUUAUUUAAAUCUAAAUUAAAAAGCAUAUAAUGAUUUGGACCAAUCAAAUGCAUGGUAGGUACGGUACCCCAUUUUUUAAAUGGGUACCGGAGUUGUCACAUUUUUUCUUUUCUUUUCCGUCUCUUUCUUCUGGCCCACCUCUUCCCUUCUCCCUCUACGUACUUUCGUUCUCCCGACUUCUUCCCGAUGCAUCCAUCCAGACCUUCUUCUCCCUUCUUUCUUAUUCCGCCCCAAACUGCCGUCAUUUCUAUUCUUCUUCCGAUCGAGCAACAUGGAUGAUAAAGGGAAUGUAAAACCGGAGAUGGCGAAGAGGGAAGUUUGGGCGGCAUCAUGGCGGGGUUCUUCAGCUUCCUCCGGCAACGUUGUUGCCGGCUUUCAUCUCCAGCACAGUUGGUGACUACGUGAUAUCUUUCUCGACUGUAAAGCUUGGAGCACUUUCUCUCCAUGAGUUGACCCAAUUUUGAGCUUCAUUGGCUCCGGCGGCGGAUAAGAAGUUCUCCGACGACCGAAAUUAGAAGAAGAGAGAAGGGACAUGGGAGAGUGGAGCGGGCUGAAGAAGAGAAGAUAAAAUGAGGGGGGAGGGGGGGGGGCGAACUGAAGAAGAAGGGGGGAAGGUGGGGCGGGGUGGGCUGAAGAAGAUGAAGAAAGAUUAAAGAGGACGUGGAUGGGUGAGUUUGGCUGAAGAAGAAAGAAGGGGAGUGAGUUUGUUGUGGUGAAGAAGAAAGAACCAGGGAAAAAGGAAAGGAAGAAUGAAAAAAAGAAAAAAAACGUAAAAACGUAAAAAAAAAAUGCUAGCUGGACUGACAUAUAAGCAAGGUCACCUGCUAACCUAAAACCAACCGGCUAGAUUACAAAUUUGAUCAUUUUUGUAUAGUUCCUGGACUUAAUUGGGUGUUUAUUUAGUUGGAGGGCUUAAUUGACUUUUCAGUAUACUUCGAGUGCCUAUUUAACUGUUUUCCCUUUAUUUUAUAUUGGUGAGUGAACAAGUCUUCACAAUGUGUCUAAUAGCCCAUCUUACAUUUAUCCACUUUUUAGCAAA
Cuscuta epithymum is the source of this 1174-nucleotide messenger RNA. The record is from the annotation of a GenBank genome assembly. Lineage: Eukaryota; Viridiplantae; Streptophyta; Magnoliopsida; Solanales; Convolvulaceae.